AUGUCGAGCAUCAUUAAGUCCUUGCCGUCAAAGGAACGUCUAGCACAGGCGAAAAGGCUAAGUUUCCGGAUAUUCGAUCAACACUGGAAUCCCACAGGGAAAAGGAAUCCGGCAAAAAUUUUGACAGCGCCUUUGCGAGGACCAGAAGUUGUUAAAUACUACGGCGAUAAUAGCUCGGUGCCCACGUUUCAGGAUUUCAAGAAAUGGUUUCCCGAAUUGAAUUUGAUUGACCCGAGAGAGGCCCAUCGGACUUUUAUGGUUCAGGAUAGGAAAAGAAGGAAUAAAGGUGCUCCAAAGAAGAAAAAAUCGUGA
Messenger RNA from Lodderomyces beijingensis, 312 nucleotides. NCBI's taxonomy places the organism in Eukaryota, Fungi, Ascomycota, Pichiomycetes, Serinales, Debaryomycetaceae. The record is from the annotation of a GenBank genome assembly.